AUGGUCACGGCAGCGGCAGCGACAGCGGCAUUUUGUUCUCUCUCGCCGAGCGAUACAGCAUCAUCGUCGGUCACCAUCAUCAGCAGCAGCAUCAAUUUUCUACUACUUUGGUUUAUUUCCACCACCACCUCUCUCGGCUUUAGACACAGCUGGGACUACUAG
Messenger RNA from Sodiomyces alkalinus F11, 162 nucleotides. RefSeq lists its product as hypothetical. The record is from RefSeq and is a predicted model, not a curated record. Lineage: Eukaryota; Fungi; Ascomycota; Sordariomycetes; Glomerellales; Plectosphaerellaceae. The transcript is spliced from 2 exons. Bases 1 to 162 code for a protein of 53 amino acids.